Messenger RNA from Hylaeus volcanicus, 586 nucleotides. Its product is annotated as histone H4. The transcript has a single exon. The coding region runs from base 126 to 437 and encodes 103 amino acids. Lineage: Eukaryota; Metazoa; Arthropoda; Insecta; Hymenoptera; Colletidae. The record is from RefSeq and is a predicted model, not a curated record. Gene Ontology annotation, molecular function: structural constituent of chromatin; protein heterodimerization activity; DNA binding. Gene Ontology annotation, cellular component: nucleosome. Gene Ontology annotation, biological process: nucleosome assembly.
CCCAACACAGUGCAUGUUUUUCUAUCUGUCUCGCCUAUGUUUCAGUUUCUCUACGAGUGCAACACAAUCAACAUCCUCUUGAAAGCUAUAAAAAUAAUAGUAUUUUUCAUAAAUAAUCAAAGGAAAUGUCAGGACGAGGUAAAGGUGGUAAAGGAUUAGGGAAGGGUGGAGCGAAACGUCAUCGUAAAGUUUUACGUGAUAAUAUUCAGGGCAUAACGAAACCUGCCAUACGUCGUUUAGCACGUCGUGGUGGUGUUAAACGAAUUUCAGCAUUAAUUUAUGAAGAAGUUCGUGGUGUUUUAAAAACGUUUUUGGAAAAUGUUAUUAAAGAUUCCGUCGCGUACACUGAGCACGCUCGAAGAAAAACAGUAACUGCUAUGGAUAUUGUCUACGCUUUAAAACGUCAAGGAAGAACAAUUUAUGGUUUUGGUGGUUAAUUUUUGAAGCAUUGUCACCCCGUCUUGUUUUUUUUAUAUAGCAAUAUGUCUGAGUAAUGUUGUACAAACUUAAGUUAUUAUUUAGAAAUUUUUGUAUUGAAAAUUUCUAAAUAAUAAUUUUUUAUAAAGGCUUCUCUAGAAGCCGUAAA